Messenger RNA from Morus notabilis, 1382 nucleotides. Its product is annotated as RING-H2 finger protein ATL63. The transcript has a single exon. Bases 562 to 1317 code for a protein of 251 amino acids. The record is from RefSeq and is a predicted model, not a curated record. Lineage: Eukaryota; Viridiplantae; Streptophyta; Magnoliopsida; Rosales; Moraceae.
UAUAUAUUGAAUAGACAAAAGAAAGAAUGGUUCUAAAAGAUCUCUAGAUUCUUGGGAUCGCGACUUACCAAACCCAAUAAACAAAUGGCACAUGACAACAAUAACCCACCUCACCUUCAUCUGCCGUCGCCUUCACGAGUCCUUCAUUUUGAGCCUCUGCCUCUCUCUCUUUAUUUCUGCCUUGUAAUUGUAAUUGCAUGCCCCUUCUUUCCUUCUCCCGUCUCUUCUAUUCUGAUUUCUCUUCUCUUUUACCCACUCCACCCCCUCCUUGGAUAACGGGAUCCUCCUUUGACUUCUGCGUCUAGACUUAUCAUACCAUUAUCAUAACAUUAUAUAUAGUACCAUCAUAAAACUAUAUACUAUUAUAUAUAUUAAAUAAUUAUAUAGAGUGAGAGAUCAGCUGACCUAAACACGCAAAUGCUGGGAGAAGAACACGAAGACCCGUAAUAAAGACUUCAAUCUCACGUAAACUUUCUUCUUAUUCAAGUACUCCAUUCUCCUGCUCAAACAUUUACCAACUCACACCAAAAUAAUAAUAAUAAUAAAAAAGGACUUCAAACAAUGUCGUCGAGCUCCGACGAGUCGCUGACUCAGCACCACCGGGUGAGUCACCUGGUGGAGAGCAUCUUCGCUUACGACAGCAACGUCAUGUUGGCAGCCCUCAUCUCCCUCCUCUUCGUCAUCCUCUUCGUGCUGCUCCUCCACGUCUACGCCAAGUGGUUCCUGGCCCAGGCCCACACCCAGGCCCACCGUCGCCACCGCAGCACCUCCGUCGCCGUCUCCCGCGUCCUCAGCCCGGCCCGCUUCAACAAUCUCCCACCCUCAUCGUUCGUUAUCGACCUCGCCUCUCUCUCUACUGCCCCCGCUAAUUCCAAAGGCCUGGACGCUUCCGCCAUAUCGGCCAUCCCGCUCUUCGUCUACGGCGGUGAAAAAGCCGGGCUCGAGUGCGUCAUCUGUCUCAGCGGAUUCGACGACGGCGAGGUCGGGAGGCGCCUCCCAAAAUGCGGUCACGAAUUUCACAGGGAGUGUGUCGACAUGUGGCUUGGAUCGCACUCCAAUUGCCCGAUUUGCAGAGCUCCGGUAGUUUCCGAGGUUAUUUCCUUCGCCGGGGAUGGGACGGCGGCCGAUGCUGUUGCCGGCGACGGCGAUUCGGUUACGGUACUUGAUGUUUCGAGCUCUGGUGAUAAUGGUGAGAGUUCUGUGGGGAGUGAUUCAUGUUCGUCGUCUUCAUCGCCGUCGUCGUUUGGGUGUUCGUUGAAGAGAAUGCUGAGCAAAAACUGGUCGGAGAACAAGGUCUUUCCGGCGUCGAGUGAGUGAGUUAGCAGCUUGAGGUUAAAAAAAAAAUUAAAAAAGUAAAAAAAAAAAAAAAAAAAGAGAGAAAA